Seriola dumerili (greater amberjack) is the source of this 2739-nucleotide messenger RNA. RefSeq names its product transmembrane protein 106C-like (gene tmem106c). NCBI's taxonomy places the organism in Eukaryota, Metazoa, Chordata, Actinopteri, Carangiformes, Carangidae. Bases 228 to 1079 code for a protein of 283 amino acids. The transcript is spliced from 8 exons. The record is from RefSeq and is a predicted model, not a curated record.
GCACAUGAAUCACUUGAAAGCCAAGUCAAGUUGAAAAAUUGGAUCUCGGAGAGGCAGCGAUACGCAGGUUACGUGAAUGCAGCACAACAGGGACGUAAACUUCUGGUGUGACAGACGUUAGGAAGCAAGCGCGAGCGCCGGUGUAAAUACUGCUUUGUGAUGUCAACGUCGGCUUGUGUAGUCUAAAAGACGGGCGGUAGUCUGGAAGCUCUGGCUCUGCGUCCGCCAUGGGGACGCGGUGGUCUCGAAGCGGCAGCAGCCUGUCGCUUCUACCGGAGAGGCAGUGCUCUGGGAAACGGGGAGAGGACAAGGACUCCGAUAACGACUCUUUGGAUGGGCUCGGUAGACGGGAGGAUAUAGCCCAGUUCCCGUACGUGGAGUUCACCGGGAGGGACAGCAUAACGUGUCCGACAUGUCAAGGCACUGGGCGGAUACCUUCAGGUCAAGUGAAUGAACUGGUUGCAUUGAUCCCAUAUAGUGACCAAAGACUGCAGCCCCAAAGAACCAAGCUGUAUGUGGUCUUGUCAGUUGUGCUGUGCCUCCUGGCCUCUUUGCUCGCUGCCUUCUUCCUCUUCCCUCGCUCGGUGGUCGUGGUGGAUGAUGGGAUACGCACGGUGACUGUUCGCUUUGACCACUCCAAUAUGAAGGUCCUGAUGAACAUGACGAGCACACUGAACAUCAGCAACCCAAACUUUUUCUCCAUGAUGGUUGAGAGUGUGAACUGCCAGGUCCUUUACAUGAACACAGUCAUUGGAAAUCAGCAGCUGGACAACGCCACCACCAUCCUGCCUCUCAGUGAGCGUCAGGUGAACUACACUGUCAGUGUGGAGAUUGGAAGCAGUGCACCCUAUGUCUAUGCCUUCUGCACCAUGCCCAGCAUCAAGGUCCACAACAUUGUCAUAUUUGUGCAGACGUCAGUGAAAACCUCGUACAUGGUGCGAACAUCCCAGAACAGCCUCGAGGCCUAUCGCUACAUAGACUGCGGCUCCAACACCACAUACCACCAGACGGCCCAGCUUCUCAGGCACCUCUCCUCCACCCACUCACCAGCCACAUCGCUCAGCGCCCCUCUGCUGUGAGCGGAACAGUCCUGGACGACCUGGAUCAUUUCUCUGGAGGAGGUGGGAGAUGUUCGUGUAAACUGGAGAGUGGAUUUUGCUGGCAACAGAAAAGCCAAAUGGUGCUAUCUAUCUUCUAAGCACAAACAACAGGUACCAUUAUGUUGCUGUUAACUCGUGCCACUGAAUGAUGAAGCUGUUUCCUGGAAAACAUGGGCAUGCAGAGGCGAUGUUGUCAGAGAGUUAUUUCUGACUGCACAUUUGUUUUCAUGGGACAGCCCAGAGGCAGCAGAUGAGUGGCUUUGUUGCGGUGGUUGUUAGGCAUCACCAAGUGAAAACACAGCUCCAUGACCUUUUUACUGCAGGGUCAGAUUGCUUUAAUAUAUCUGUCUUUUUUGGGAUUGGAUAUUUCCUGCCUCAGCAGCCGCAUUUGAUUUAUAGUUGUCUCAUUGAGGCUUUUGAUAUCCUGAACGCAUCAUGUGUAAAAUACAAGUUUAAAAAGGCAGUUUUUGCUAUUUCAUCAUGCUGACAGAAUGAGUCACAUGUUCUCCUGACUCAUUGCCAAUGAGCACUCUGUAGCCCUGUUUUGGAAACAGGACAAAUGUCAGAGAAAGCUCUUUUCUAUAAAAGGAAGUGGUCAACAUUCCCAGCUGACAAAGAAGUGCCGGGGAGCGGCACUUCUGCCAAAGCUUUAAUUAACACUGCAGAGCUCUGCCUGUGUCUGCUGCUUCAUCAGGAGAGCCUCCUUCAGCGUAGCUUGAAUGACUUUUGGCACCGUAACACUGUGUUCACCGAGGGCUGCUGACUUUUCUUUAAAAAAAGAAGAUAAGGAGCUGGUCUGCUGUUUCUAGUGUAGCUCUAAUGCGAGGGAUCAUUUAAUGACUGUUAAACUGGGAUGUAUUGUUGUAACAUAUUGUUUUGCUGUGUUAUUUAACUGUUUCUUAAGUUUAAAAUGGAAUUUACACAUUUAAUAUAUCAUGUGUGUUUUUAAAUGAAAUGAUAAGUUAUUUCUAGGUAUCCAUCAUCCCAGCAAGUCUAAGCACACAGGUUUUAGAUUCAGGGUUUAGUGUCAUAGAGAGGAAACUGUUUUCAGCCUAGAUUUAAUUUAACACAUCAGUCAAGCUCAUGUGAUGAUGUGACAUAAUCUCUGAACCUGUAAUCACUCAUUAAUGUCUUAGUUAAAGUUCUUGAUCAUUUCCACUCCUGGUUCAGCUUCAGAAAGAGGAAUUUGGGCCUUAAAAUAAAACAUCCAGUAUGAGCUUUUGAACAUCUGUAUACAGUUUCCUCUCCAUCAUGGCAUUAACAAUGCUGGUGUGCAACAGUAAACAGCAUAUAAUCAUGGCUGAAAGCUCUAUUGUCACGUAUACUAACAGUGGGUCUGUCUGACUGAUGAUAACAGAUUUACACUGUUUACAUGUGUGUGUUUUGCUCAGCUCCUCUGCUGUUUAUCCAACUCCAAAUGUCUCUGCAGAGUAUUUCAGACCAAUAAGUCCAUUACCUGAGACCGACUUAAACUUUACAUGAUCACGUAUUCUCAGUAUCUGAAGGGAAGUUGAUGUUAACAGAAUGUGGAAACAGAAACAGAAUGACUAAAAGCAAUUUUGAUAUGACUGUUUUGUUUUUCUUUCUUUUUUUUUUAAAGGGACAGUUUUUUUUGUAAAUUUCUGAAUGAAAGAUUUUA